Messenger RNA from Lingula anatina, 498 nucleotides. RefSeq names its product COMM domain-containing protein 5. Lineage: Eukaryota; Metazoa; Brachiopoda; Lingulata; Lingulida; Lingulidae. The record is from RefSeq and is a predicted model, not a curated record. Gene Ontology annotation, cellular component: nucleus.
CUAUGAAGAGGGAGGUGAAGGGCAUUUGGGUUUGAUACUAACAGCAGGGUGAAGUACGCUAAAUCUUUACCAAAAGUAUUCAAAAUGUCUAUCAUUCAGGUCACAGGCAGUGGUGGAGGUAUUGCCUCCGACAGAACAUCUUUUGUUGGCGGGAGGACGCCGCAAGACAUUGCUGACAUGGUGAAGUUGGUGAAGAAAAUGGAUAAACAAACGUUCAGGAAGCUGCUGCAAAUUGCAAUAACUGCAUUAGAAGACAAGCCAGUUACACCAGAGAUGUUCAAAGUGUUACAAAGUAAAAGUUUAUCGGAGGAGAUGCUUGCUGUCACAUAUAGUGGGUUGUAUAGUCUACUAAAAGCAGCUCUGAGAUUACCACAGUCUUCCUUAAAACAGGAGAUUUUUAAAGAAGACUUACAAGAACUGAACAUUCCAGCAGAAUUCAUUCCUGACCUUGCAAGUGUAGUAUUUGGUUCAAGGAGACCAAGGUUGGAACAAGUAAUC